Messenger RNA from Glycine soja, 1514 nucleotides. RefSeq names its product F-box protein At2g39490-like. The record is from RefSeq and is a predicted model, not a curated record. Gene Ontology annotation, molecular function: protein binding. The transcript is spliced from 3 exons. Bases 56 to 1234 code for a protein of 392 amino acids. NCBI's taxonomy places the organism in Eukaryota, Viridiplantae, Streptophyta, Magnoliopsida, Fabales, Fabaceae.
UCAUUGUAAUCUUAGUCCAAACAAGAUCAUUGCUGAAACAAUAGAUUCAUUCCACAUGGGAAAGGAUCUGUUUAGUAAUUUACCAGACCAAAUUCUGUGUCACAUAGUUUCAUUUCUACCAAAUGAGUCAUCACUAGAAACCAGCCUUCUUUCUACAAGGUGGAGAGACCUGUGGAAUGAAGCUCUUGUCAAACAUGGAACUCAAGAGGAUAUUAUAGGUGUUGUUGCUGAUUUUAUCACAAAUUUUGAGGAGUUUGAUCCCUUGAAGCAUCCCAGAAAGCUUCAAUUUCACUUUGCUGAAGAGAGUGUAGUCUCAGUAACUGUUGCAAACAAUAGCAAGCUCAUGCUUGAUUUCUCCCCUUGGAAGGAAGAGAUUCCAAUAGGGUAUGAAUUGGAGUUCAAGCUAAGUAAGCAACACAUAGCCACCUACCAGUCUUUUCCUUCCACAUUCUCAGUCAAAACCCUCCAUUUGAAAUCAGUGAGUUGUUUCACAAGUGAGGUUGCUGCUUCCAUUGUUUCAAAUUUGGAGCAUCUUGAGAACUUGGUGGUCAUUGACUGCAAAGGGUUGGAAUCUUUGAGUGUUGACUCCACCUCUGAGCUUCACAAGUUAACCAUCUUGGAUUGCUUAGAGUUGAAGACUCUCCGUCUUAAAACUUCUAAACUCAAGUCUUUUCGGUAUCGUGGGCCUCUUCCUUUGAUUAGGCCAGAGUAUCAUUUCAACCUGAGUGAUGCCAUGCUUGAUUUCAGAUUAGGACUCAGCUGCAGUGGUUUAAAGGCCAAGGAUUUUGAUGCAACCCUUUUAACAAUAAAGAACUCUGAAGUUCUUACUCUGUGUAAAUGGACUUUUGAGGAAUUAAUAUGGCCAUCGAUUUCUCCUCUAUCUGGGAGCUUCAAAUUCUAUAAAUUAAGAGAGUUAUGGUGGAUUGACAACUAUAAUAAGGAUGAAUCCAACAAGGAUGCUUUAUUCUCCUUCUUAAAAUUAUGCCCUACCUUGGAGCAACUUUUUGUGACUAAUGAUCCUGAAAGUUAUUUGGCUGGAGGGUCCAAUUCAUGCGUAGUGAAAGGGACUAAAUGCACAGGAAUGGAACAUCUUAAAGUGAUAAAAUUUAUGGGGUUUUCAAGUCGAAGAGAUGAAAUCUCCCUGGCUAAAUGUUUGAUUCAUAUGAUCAAGGGAAAGCCUCCAAAGAUAAAGACUUCAGAUGGGAAUUGCUUGGAUGCAAUGUUUGUCGAGUGAUUUUUACAUCAAUCACAGCUAAUCAAGAUUUCCUGCGAGUACCUAACAAAGGAAAAUUAUGAACAAGUCAUGUACUAAGCAUGUAUGCAAGAUAUUAUAAAUAGGAAUACAUUUGUUUCUUGUCUCCUACUGCCUCUUUAAGUAGUCUUGAAGCAGGAAUAUUUAUGGAUUAAAUUGAUUCAUAUUUGAAGAAUAAAAGCAAGUGAUCAUGUAAUCAUUUUUUUAAUGAUGUCAUCCAAUUGAUUUGAUUCAAAAUAUAUGCUUGCAAUAUUGCUUGGAA